Messenger RNA from Adineta steineri, 1077 nucleotides. The record is from the annotation of a GenBank genome assembly. Lineage: Eukaryota; Metazoa; Rotifera; Eurotatoria; Adinetida; Adinetidae.
AUGGAUCACGGAAAAAUAACAGAUAAAAAUGAUAUGGUUACGAUCGAACAAUGUGGACUCAUAAUUCUCGGCAACUCAGGCGUCGGCAAGAGUUUUCUAGCCAAUGUAUUCGUUGGUCGCGAAGCAUUCGCUCAUAAGUUUAGUUCCAGUUCAGUUACUCGCGCUACUGAAUUCGAAGAAAUUGAACUUGGUGAUUUGCCCUUCACCGUUUUCAAUAUUCCAGGUUUGAUCGAAGCUGAACAAGAACGUAUCGACUUAAAUAAGAGAGAAAUUGAUAAAGCUUUUUCACUACGACCUAAUUCGAUAGUGAUGUUCGUAUUUGGUCACCAAGGUGGAAGAAUAUGUGAAGAAGAUGUUGUAGCUUUUAAUGCCAUCAAUGCAGCUUAUCGAUUUCAACCUGAAUCCCUGGUACUCGUUGUGAAUGGUUUACCCAAAAGGAGACCAAGCAAUUAUGAAGGCUCAACACUUGUUCUUCUUCAAAACCUUUUGCAAGGUACCAGUGUUAAUAACAACAAUGUCUGCUUUCUGGACCUCAUCAACGUCAAUGAUUUAAAUGAACGACAACAUCUCAAAGAAAAAUUGUUACAAGUGUUCGUAGAAUGUAUGCCAUCAGAACAUCAUAAGGAACAAGAAAUCGAAACACUUGUUGAUCAGCUUAAACAGGGAACGCAGCGAAUUAAAGAAUUGCAAGCUCAAAUUGAGGCUGAACAAGAUAAGUACAAGAAAGAAAUUGAAGAAGGUCAACGAGUAUUCAACCAAACGAUGACUAAUCACCAGACUGAAAUUGAAUCUUUACAACGCUCAAUACAAAAACAAGAUCAGCUGUAUGCGGAACAACAAUGCCGCUACCAAGAAGAGAACAAAAGAUAUCAACUCGAGUUACAAGACCUACGUAGAAAAGCUGAAGAAGCUCAGCGUUACUAUGAGAAGCUUCGUCAGGAACAAGAAAUUAAACAAGAGCAACUUCGAGCUGCUGAAGCAGCUAGACAGCACGCCCACGCCAUGUACCAAGCAUUACUUGCACAGGCGGCACCUUCACCACCUGCUCGAAGAAAAAAGAAGCAUUGGUGGAAAUAA